UAACAAUAAAUUACUAGAACCUUCUCUUUCUCUCCGCUGUAAGCUAGGGUUUUUCUAGGGUUUAUUCUGAAGAACACCAAAAUCUGUAACACGCACGUGGAAAACAGGUUCCAGAAACUCUCACAGAUGGUUCGAACUAGAUUUUUUCACUCUUUCUCUCGGAGGCUUUUUGAAGAUUCUCGAAAUUCAGAUUUGAAGACCGUAAUUGGAGGACUUCACAGGAGCUUCAAUACUGGUGCUUGUAACCCAGUUUGGAUUACUGGAAAUUCCGCUUUUAAAAACGUUAAUAAUCAUAGACACUGCUUGCUGUUUGGUCUUCUGAAUAGCAAUUUGGGUUCAACGAGGUCAAUCCAUGGCACUGCUUCCAUGUCUGCAAGAGAUUAUUAUGAUAUACUUGGUGUGAAGAAGAAUGCGACUGCAUCUGAAAUAAAGAAAGCUUACUAUGGGCUAGCAAAGAAACUCCAUCCGGAUACAAACAAAGAUGACCCUGAAGCUGAAAAGAAGUUUCAAGAAGUUUCAAAAGCAUACGAGGUUUUGAAAGAUGAUGAGAAGCGUGGCAUCUAUGAUCAGGUUGGCCAUGAGGCAUUUGUGAACCAAGAAACCAAUGGUGGUCCAGGGUAUGAUGGUGGUUUUGGAAAUCCAUUCCAGGACAUCUUCAAUAUGGAGAAUAUCUUUAACAUGAAAGAUUUUUUCAGAAACAGAAUGAGCGGCCAAGAUGUCAAGGCUGCAGUAGAACUAUCGUUCAUGGAAGCUGUACAAGGGUGUUCCAAAACUGUCACAUUUCAAACAGAGUUGCCUUGUGAAGCUUGUGGUGGUGAAGGUAUCCCUCCUGGAGUUAAACCUGAAAAAUGUAGGCGGUGUAAGGGCUCAGGCAUGGAGUUUAUACAGAAUGGUUUUAUUAGCAUUAAUCAAACUUGUCGACAAUGUGGUGGAAGGGGUCAAGUUGUGACAAGCUUGUGCAAAGCAUGCAAAGGAGCUAGAGUCGUGAAAGGACCAAAGACAGUGAAAUUGGAUAUUAUGCCAGGAGUUGACAACAAUGAAACUUUAAAGGUCUUCAGAAGUGGUGGAGCAGAUCCUGAUGGAAAUCAACCUGGGGAUCUAUAUGUUACCAUCAAGGUCAGGGAAGACCCUGUUUUCCGCAGAGAAGGUGCUAACAUUCAUGUAGAUGCUGUUUUGAGUGUCACUCAGGCAAUUUUGGGAGGUACUAUCCAGGUUCCAACUCUGACUGGAGAUGUUGUACUUAAGGUCCGCCCUGGCACCCAGCCUGGUCAGAAGGUGGUUCUGAAGAACAAAGGGAUUAAAACAAGAAACUCUUUUACAUUUGGCGAUCAAUUUGUGCACUACAAUGUCAGCAUUCCAACGAAUCUGACCCAGAGACAGCGUGAAUUGAUUGAAGAGUUUGCCAAAGAAGGGCGAGGUGAAUAUGAUAAGCAUGCUGCUGCUGGAGCAUCCAGAUGAGAAACCAAUUCUAUCAGUUGAAUUCUUUGGUAUCAUUUACUCCUUUUUUUUAUUUUUUUUAUUGGGAACAAAAAAGGAUAUGGAGAACAGCAAAGUAGCCAGUAAUCCACCUGCCUUAAAAAGUUUUGUGAGAGAAAUUUUGGGCUGGAUUUGACAUAUUUUUUAUUAUUUGUAACGUAUGCAUUAUUCCCAGAAAUCACUGAUAAUAAUUAUUUUUUAGUCCAACAGCUGAUGAACUUGCACCCAGUGGGCUUUUGUACAUAAUUUUAUCAUAAUUGUAUUACUUAAAACAACCUGAGGCCCAAUUUGAUGAUGUAGCCUUAAGUUGUAUUUGAUCA
Messenger RNA from Mangifera indica (mango), 1796 nucleotides. Its product is annotated as chaperone protein dnaJ GFA2, mitochondrial-like. NCBI's taxonomy places the organism in Eukaryota, Viridiplantae, Streptophyta, Magnoliopsida, Sapindales, Anacardiaceae. The record is from RefSeq and is a predicted model, not a curated record. Bases 127 to 1458 code for a protein of 443 amino acids. Gene Ontology annotation, molecular function: ATP binding; heat shock protein binding. Gene Ontology annotation, biological process: protein refolding; response to heat. The transcript has 18 exons. Gene Ontology annotation, cellular component: cytoplasm.